AUGGACAGUAAACAAAUAAGUAAAGUGAGUGGGAAAAAAUGCGAAAUAAAGUUUAACAAAAAGGAGAAAAAACCAUACAAUGUCAGCAAUAAUAGUAAACAGAUAAGCAAGCUGAAUGGAGAAGCAUGCAAAACAAACACAUAUGGACAACGUGAACGGAACAAUAAGUUAAUAACAAGAAAUAUGAAAUGUAGCAAAAUACAAAAAUACAAUGAAAAUACAAAUAGCAUAACAUACACAAUGCAAUACAAAAAUACAAAACAUAAUGAAACACAAAAAUACAACAAAUAUAAUAUCUAA
Loa loa (African eye worm) is the source of this 300-nucleotide messenger RNA. RefSeq lists its product as hypothetical. Bases 1 to 300 code for a protein of 99 amino acids. The transcript has 3 exons. Lineage: Eukaryota; Metazoa; Nematoda; Chromadorea; Rhabditida; Onchocercidae. The record is from RefSeq and is a predicted model, not a curated record.